UCAAUAAUUGACCCCAUUAAAAUUUACAUGGGAUUUCCUAUGUCCCGCUCGACGAUGCAACACCCGGUAUGAAUCCCCAUUUGUUGUAAAUUUUAUAGUGUUUGCUGUCUAUAUUCUAAAAUCUAUGUACUUAAACAUUUUUAAACUUUAGGAACCUAAAUCUAAACUAGUAAGAGAUACUGCCACCCAUACACAACUAUUUACUAUAUGUUAUAUGUAAAAGUAAAACCUAGUGAUAUUAAAUAAUGUACCUUAUACAAAUAGUAGAAGUUUAUGAUUGUAUUGCUAAAUACAAAAAGUCAAUUUACUGUAAGUUUUUUUAUCACCUUUUGUACAUAAAAUAUUUAUUUUAACUAACUUUUAUGUUUUCUUUGUAAUGUUUACCUAACAUAAUUUUUACUGAAAAUUUGAUGGCGUCAAAUAUAUAAAAUAUCAAGAUGCUUACUGCUGGUUUGUAACAUGAUUUUUUUUUGUUACCUUAGUAUUUUAUAUAUUUGACACUAAUCUUAGAAUUUGUAUAAUACACUGUAGAUACACAUGUAUAAUUAAAUAGGAUUUUUGUAAGAUAAGUUAAGUACCUAUCUAGUAAUAUAUUAUCAUAUUUGAUGGACAGUAUAAAUAUAAUUUAAAAUUUGCUUAAAUAGCAAAUGUCUGUGUAGUAAACAAUUUUGAAAUAACUGUAAAUAUCAACAAUAUAAAAUAUGAUCUUCCAAGGAAGUAGGCUCAUACAACAUAGUUUUUUGCAGUUUUCUUUACACCUCUAUUUUCUGUAUUUGUAUCCAUAACAACGUUACAUCAAUAUUUUAAUAAACAGGUGUACUAAAAUAUGUCUGGUCUUUAAAAUACCUAUUUAUCAUGUUUUAUAACUGACAUAUUUGUUUUUCUGUAAGACAAAAAGUAUAAAGAAUGUCAAAACCAACAACUAUUAAAGAUGCAAUAAAAAGAUGGGAGGACAAACAUCCUGGAGAGUCAAUAAGUGACGCCACAGAGGUAGGUUUCCAAUUUCAAUGGCCACCAAUAGAAAAAAUGGACAACUCUUUAUCAGCAUUAACCAAAUGUAGAAAACUGAGCCUUUCGACUAAUAUGAUUGAAAAAAUUGCCGGCAUAAGUGCACUGAAAAAUUUAAAAAUAUUAUCUUUAGGAAGAAACUACAUCAAAUCGUUUUCUGGUUUAGAAGGUGUGGCAGAUACUUUGGAGGAAUUAUGGUUAUCGUAUAAUUUAAUAGAAAAAGUUAAAGGUGUUCAAGUUCUAAAAAAAUUAAAGGUUUUAUAUCUUGGUAAUAAUUUGGUAAAAGAAUGGGGCGAAUUUGUAAAGUUUAAUGAUUUACCAUGUUUAGAAGAUUUAUUGUUUGUUGGAAAUCCACUCUAUGACAGCAUGGAAGAAGCUGUAUGGAAAGUAGAAGCUAUUAAAAGAUUACCUAAUUUAAAAAAGUUAGAUGGUGAACCCGUAGUACGCGAAGAAGAAUAAUAAUUAUGAUAAUACAGAUAUAUUUGUUUAUUUGAUUUUAGCAAUUCUAAAUAAAAGCUUAUAUAAAUAAAUACAAAAAUGCGUAAAUAUUCAAUUCAAUAAUCAAUACAUCGCUAGCCUUACAGAUUAACUUAACCUGUCUAUACAGGGUGGUCCGAAUUGUAAUCGGAAUAUCUCAACAAUACAUUCUGCAGAUAAGAAAAGUUCGUAUACCUACAUUUAUAUGCUAAAAUGCUUCGUUUCAGAGAUAUAGGGUGUAGAACCACAAAUUACCUAUAACAGAUGCGAAAGAAAGCGACUGCAUCGGAAACCGCUCGGCA
Molecule: messenger RNA, 1787 nt
Organism: Sitophilus oryzae (rice weevil)
Lineage: Eukaryota; Metazoa; Arthropoda; Insecta; Coleoptera; Curculionidae
Gene: ODA-Dnal1
Product: dynein light chain 1, axonemal
Exons: 3
Coding region: 907-1467 (186 amino acids)
Cellular component (GO): cytoplasm
Molecular function (GO): protein kinase binding
Source: RefSeq, a predicted model, not a curated record